Molecule: messenger RNA, 1506 nt
Organism: Elaeis guineensis (African oil palm)
Lineage: Eukaryota; Viridiplantae; Streptophyta; Magnoliopsida; Arecales; Arecaceae
Biological process (GO): regulation of gene expression
Cellular component (GO): chromatin; nucleoplasm
Molecular function (GO): RNA binding
Source: RefSeq, a predicted model, not a curated record
GGCCGCUCCGGGCCUCAGGAAUUCCAACCUGUAUUCCGCUUGGUUUCUUUUUUUCGUUCCCCUUUUCCCCUCGGCAACCCUAACCCUAGGCGCGGAGAUCAGAAAAAGGCGAGCGACGGCGAUGGCUGCGAGGUCCAAGGAGCACGACGGAGCGAGCCCUGCGAAGAUCUUUGUUGGGGGGCUUCCCAAGGAUACGACCCUGACAACAUUCAGGGAGCAUUUUGGCAAAUAUGGAGAGAUAGAUGAUAUUGUGAUAAUGAAAGACCGGAAUACGCACAAGCCUAGAGGUUUUGGAUUUGUUACCUUUCAUGAUCAUUCCGUUGUUGACAAAGUCAUUGAGGAAACACAAAUUGUCAAUGGAAAACAAGUUGAAAUUAAAAGGACCAUCCCAAAAGGUGCUGCUCCAUUAAAAGAUUUUAAAACAAAGAAGAUAUUUGUUGGUGGAAUACCAACUACUCUGACAGAAGAUGAAUUCAAGGACUUCUUUUCCAAGUUUGGGAAGGUGGUGGAUCAUGAGAUUAUACGCGACCACACAACUAAUCGGUCUCGAGGCUUUGGAUUUGUAGUCUUUGACUCUGAAAAAACUGUAGACGAGUUGUUAGCCAAAAAGGGCAAUAUGAUUGAUCUAGCUGGUACUCAGGUGGAGAUCAAGAAGGCUGAACCAAAGAAGCCAUCUAACCAACCACCUCCUCCUUAUGGUAGUGAAUCUAGGACUCGUCCUUUUGGCGAGAGUCUUGGUGGAUUUGGCAGCUCAUAUGGCGAUUUUGGCAGUAGUGGUGGGUUUGGUCCUUCGUCCUAUAGGACACCUGGGGGUCUUGGCCCUAGGCCUGGGGGUUUUGGUGGUUAUGGGGGUGUUGCUGGUGAAUUUGGUGGUUAUGGCGGGGGCUUAGGUGAUUACCGGGCAGAAUCUUCUCUUAGCUAUUCUAGUCGCCUGGGUUCGUAUGGAGGAUAUGGUGGGGGGUAUGGUGCAAGUGGCUUAGGUGGUGGCUAUGGACGCGAAGCUGGGGGUUACGGUGGAUCUGGUGGCUAUGGAGGGAGUUAUGAUUCCCCAGGUUCAGCUUAUGGCUCAGGACUUUAUGGUGGUAGGGGAGGCUAUGGUGGUCCUGGUCGAUAUCACCCAUAUGCAAGAUAGGAAAGAAGCCCUUCACUGCACGUCCGUUCUAGAUCUUUCGUCACUUCAGGUUGCUUCUAGUAUUGCUGGACGCAAGGUGGUUCUUAUUGGCACAGGCUCGGUAGGCAUUCUUGUAGCACCUUUUAGAGGGGGCUUUUACUGAAGUUUGAGCUCAGGCUGGUUGAUUUGCUAUGUAGAACUCCAUCAGGCACCUGUAAUGUCUAGCAGGCUGAAGUUGAAACUUCAUUAUGAUUCUAUAUUCAUUUGGUUUUCAUUAGAGCUUAGACUACCUUAUUAGCGUGGCUUGUAGAAAAUCUUAUAGCACCUGUUUCGAGACCAUUUAAUGGCCCUUUAUUUUAGAAGCCUUCAGAUCUUAGUAAAUCUGUUGGGUGGAA